Molecule: messenger RNA, 2019 nt
Organism: Miniopterus natalensis
Lineage: Eukaryota; Metazoa; Chordata; Mammalia; Chiroptera; Miniopteridae
Gene: SMPD3
Product: sphingomyelin phosphodiesterase 3
Biological process (GO): sphingomyelin metabolic process
Cellular component (GO): cytoplasm; extracellular region
Molecular function (GO): sphingomyelin phosphodiesterase activity
Source: RefSeq, a predicted model, not a curated record
GCACCCAGUGAGCUGCGAUGGUUUUGUACACGACCCCCUUUUCCAAUAGCUGUCUGUCUGCCCUGCACGCCGUGUCCUGGGCCCUCAUCUUCCCAUGCUACUGCAUGCUGGACCGGUUCCUGGCCUUGUUCAUACCUGCCCCCUAUCAGAAGAACCAGCUACUCUGCAUUGUGAUUUUCAUGCCCAUCUACCUGGGCCUCCUGGUCACCUCGCUGCCCUUUGCAUUUCUUGGGUUUCUCCUCUGGUGCCCCCUGCAGUGUUCCCGCAGGCCCUACGUCUACUCUUGGCUGGAAGACAAGGGUCCGACUGGUGGGGCAGCCCUCCUCAGUGAAUGGAAGGGUACAGGUCCUGGCAAAAGCUUCUGCUUCGCCACUGCCAAUGUCUGCCUCCUCCCCGACUGGUUGGCCAGGCACAACAACGUUUUUAACACCCAAGCACGGGCCAAAGAGAUUGGGCACAGAAUCCGCAAUGGAGCCAGCCGGCCCCAGAUCAAAAUCUACAUUGAUUCGCCCACCAAUACCUCCAUCAGUGCAGCCAGCUUCAGCAGCCUAGUGUCACCGCAGGGUGAUGGUGUGGCCCGGGCUGUCCCUGGGAGCAUUAAGAGGACGUCCUCUGUGGACUACAAGGGCAAUGGUGGGCGUCACCCCAGUGAUGAGGCUGCCAAUGGCCUGGCUUCUGGGGACCCAGUUGACUGUAGUAGCCUUGAGAAUGCCUGCAUUGUGCGCAUCAGUGGAGACGAGGGGGGCCGGCACCCCGAAGCUGAUGACCCUGCCACUGGGGGCCAGGCGAAGAAUGGGGCUAGUGGGGGCCCACGGGGCCAGACACCCAACCACAGCCAGCGGGAUGGGGACUCAGGGAGCCUGGGCAGCCCGUCUGCUUCAAGGGAGUCCCUGGUGAAGGCAAGAGCUGGGUUGGACGGCGGCAGUGGGGAGCCAGGUGCCACCUACAGCAAGGCCCCGCACAAGGCCUCGGUGGUAAAGAAGGCAGCCGCACGCAAGAGGCGGCACCCAGAUGAGGCCUUUGACCAUGAGAUCUCGGCCUUUUUCCCUGCCAACUUGGACUUCCUGUGUCUGCAAGAGGUGUUUGACAAGCAGGCAGCCACCAAGUUGAAAAACCAGCUGCAUGGCUACUUCGAGUACAUCCUGUAUGAUGUCGGGGUCUAUGGCUGUCAAGGCUGCUGCUGUUGCCACCGAGACCGCUGUUGCUUCAAGUGUUUGAACAGUGGCCUCUUCUUUGCCAGCCGCUACCCCAUCAUGGACGUGGCCUAUCACUGUUACCCCAACGGGAAGGGCACCGACGGCCUAGCCUCGAAGGGAGCACUGUUUCUCAAGGUGCAGGUGGGAAGCACACCUCAGGACCAAAGAAUUGUCGGGUACAUCACCUGCACACACCUGCACGCCCUGGAAGAAGACAGCGCCAUCCGGUGUGAGCAGCUGGACAUGCUUCUGGAAUGGCUGGCUGAUUUCCGAAAAUCUACCUCCUCGUCUAGCACAGCCAACCCUGAGGAGCUGGUGGCGUUUGACAUUGUUUGUGGAGAUUUGAACUUUGACAACUGCUCCUCUGAUGACAAGCUGGAGCAGCAGCACUCCCUGUUUACAUGCUACAAGGACCCCUGCCGCCUGGGGCCUGGGGAGGAGAAGCCAUGGGCAAUUGGUACCAUGCUGGACCAGGAUGGCCUCAACGAUGAGGACGUGAGCACCCCUGACAAUCUACAAAAGGUCUUGGAGAGUGAGGAGGGACGCCGGGAAUACCUUGCCUUCCCCACCAGCAAGAGCCCAGGGGCAUGCCAGAAGGGACGCAAGGAUGUGCUGAAGGGCAACGGCAGGCGCCUCGACUACAUGCUGUAUGCAGAGGAGGGGCUAUGCCCGGACUGGAAGGCUGAGGUGGAAGAAUUCAGUUUUAUCACCCAGCUGUCUGGCCUGACAGACCACCUCCCAGUGGCCAUGCGGUUGAUGGUGUCUACAGGGGAGGAAGAGGCAUAGAGCAGCCAAGUUAUCAAAGCAGCCUGGCCUCUACAAG